AUGAUCCCUAUACGCAUGUCUUCUAGUCACACCACCCCUGGUGCUCAUGUCAAGUCUCUUGACUCUCGUCCACUCUAUCGUCAUCAAGCAUCUCUACCCAAACUGCCUGUUCCUACCAUCGAUGAAACAACUGCUCGCUAUCUGAAAACUGUUCGUCCUUUGUUAAACGACCAGGAAUAUCAGCAGACUGAGUCUGCCGUGGCUGACUUUAAAAAGCCAGGCGGUGUGGGCCAUGUUCUACAGGAGAGGUUGGUUGCUAGAGAUCAGGCAUGCACUACCAGCUGGCUGAUUGAUUGGUGGAAUGACUAUGCUUAUAUGAGCUACAGAGAUCCAGUUGUAUUGAAUGUCAACUACUUUUUCGCAUUCAAGGACGACAAGCUUCGCAAGAAUCCUGCUGCUCGUGCUGCUUCCAUCAUCACCGGUGUUCUUGCAUUUCGAAGCCAACUUGUCAGGUCUCAGUUGAAACCAGAUAUGGCUCGCGACACUCCUCUGUGCUCCCAUCAAUACAGAUACAUGUUCAACUCUACACGCAUCGCAGAGUUGAAUACUGACACUACUCGCCUCUCUGAUCCCAUUUCCAACACCCAUAUCGCGGUGAUGCGCAACAAUCAGUUCUUUAUCAUUGAAACUACCCAUGCUAAUGGUAGCCAACUCUCUACCAUUGAUUUACAAAAUCAAAUUCAAAAGGUGUAUGACAUGGCUGGUACCACAAAGGAUACUCCCAUUGGUGCACUUACUACUGAAAAUAGAGAUGUGUGGGCCAGCGCACGCAAGAAUCUCCUUGCAGUCUCUCAAACCAAUAAAGACUCUCUCGAGGCUAUAGAGACCGCCUCUUUUGUUAUCUGUCUUGACAACACCAAGCCAGUCACUAGAGAAGAGGUUUCGCGCGCAUGCUGGCACGGAGAUGGUUGCAAUCGUUUCUUUGACAAAAGUCUUCAAUUUAUCAUUUUUGAUAAUGGAAAAGCUGGGUUCAAUGGCGAACACUCGAUGAUGGAUGCAACUCCUACAUCGCGCUGCUGCGAAUUCGUUUGCAAGGGGCUCGAUCAAGGAACAAUUGAUUUAGGGUACAAUGUUCCUAGUUUGUCACUCCCUGAGCCAAAGAAACUCAAAUUCGACUUGACUCCUGCACUUGUACAGACCAUUGAAAUCGCCAAACAAAAGUUUGACAAGCAAACUGCCUUGCACGAUCUCCGUGUUGUUGUGUUUGAAAGUUACGGCAAAAAUCUGGUCAAGAAAUUCCAAGUGUCACCCGAUGCAUAUGCUCAGAUGGCUAUUCAGCUGGCUUACUACAAAAUGUAUGGUGUAUGCAAAGCCACUUAUGAAAGUGCGCAGACUAAAAAGUAUGCUUACGGUCGCACUGAAACCUGCCGUUCCGUAUCUAUUGAAUCAGUUGCAUGGGUCAAGGCUAUGGAAGAUCCACUUGUUCCUAUAAGUGUCAAAGGCGAGAUGGGACGCAAGGCUAUUGCUUCGCAAUCCUCUUACAUGGCUGCAGCAGUUGAAGGCCGUGGUGUCGAUCGUCAUCUCCUUGGUCUACGUUUUCUGAUCAAGGCUGAUGAACCUAAACCAGCUCUUUUUACCGACCCUGCUUAUGCCAUGUCGUGCCAUUGGAAUCUUUCAACUUCCCAGAUCACUUCAGAAUACUACGACGGAUACGGCUGGGGUCAGGUUGUAUCAGAUGGAUAUGGUAUUGCCUACCAAGUCAAAAACAACGCGUUCCAUUUCAACCUCGUCAGUCUCCAUCUAAACAAUGAGCACCUGCAUACGUAUCUGAUUGAAGCCCUCCACGAAAUGCGCACGGUAUUCGAAGCAACUGCACCUAUCCCCAAAGCCAAGCUAUAA
Messenger RNA from Batrachochytrium dendrobatidis JAM81, 1839 nucleotides. RefSeq lists its product as uncharacterized. Gene Ontology annotation, molecular function: carnitine O-acetyltransferase activity. Lineage: Eukaryota; Fungi; Chytridiomycota; Chytridiomycetes; Rhizophydiales. The transcript is spliced from 7 exons. Gene Ontology annotation, cellular component: mitochondrion; peroxisome. The coding region runs from base 1 to 1839 and encodes 612 amino acids. Gene Ontology annotation, biological process: carnitine metabolic process. The record is from RefSeq and is a predicted model, not a curated record.